CGUUAUAUAAUUUUGGUUCAUUAAAUCACAGAACAACAAAAAGGCAUCAGACGUUCUAUGACGGAAGUUCAGCAAGUCCAGUUGGAGUUUGUCACAUUUCAAUGGCUGAUCCUUUCUGCAGGAAAUCCAGAGAGGUGUUGCUGGACGUUGUAAAGAAACUGGGAAUUAGACACCAUGAGAAGGGGACCAUGGUUACAAUUGAAGGUCCCCGUUUCUCCUCGCGAGCGGAGAGUCUGAUGUUUCGUCAUUGGCAAGGUGAUGUCAUCAACAUGACCACUGUUCCUGAAGUGGUACUGGCUAAGGAAGCAGGCAUCUGCUAUGCCAGCAUUGCUAUGGCAACUGACUAUGACUGCUGGAAAGAGCAUGAAGAAGCG
Molecule: messenger RNA, 374 nt
Organism: Rhincodon typus (whale shark)
Lineage: Eukaryota; Metazoa; Chordata; Chondrichthyes; Orectolobiformes; Rhincodontidae
Gene: mtap
Product: methylthioadenosine phosphorylase
Exons: 2
Biological process (GO): nucleoside metabolic process
Cellular component (GO): cytosol
Molecular function (GO): S-methyl-5-thioadenosine phosphorylase activity
Source: RefSeq, a predicted model, not a curated record